UUGGCCAUUUCCAUAUCCGUAUGUUGUCGAGCUUUGGGUUGAAGUUGUCAAAAACUGCCUCGUCACUUGUGGGUCGCUAUACUUCAUACUUAUUGCAUAGUCGUUCUUAUUUAGUUUCUUUAUGUUGUUACUCGUCUUCAUGGGUUCCAUCCAACUCCAAUCUUCUUCUGGAAAAGACUCGGAGUCAUGGCGCCUUUUGUACAACACUUCGAUCACUUUGUCAAACUUCAAACAGUACACUCAACAAACUAUCAGAAAUAGCGGAUGCUGACUUGGUUAGAAGGGAACGAUUUGUAUUACAAGGAUUCUUGAGUACUUUGGAGAAAUUUCCAUACAAAAACGAAAGAGAUAUCAACCUAUUAAAAGAAGUCAUCAGAAGACUUGACGGUUUAUUUUUAUUGGUUGUCGUUGGAGAAUUCAAUUCAGGGAAAUCAAGUUUGAUCAACGCACUAUUGGGUGGACACUUUUUACCGCAAGGUCCAACACCAACAACUGCACAAGUUAGCCUUGUCAAAGGUCCAUACUCUUCUUCACCAGAUGCCGAUAAUUAUGAAGCUGAUUAUCAUAUUUAUUCAGUUCCUGUGCCUUGGUUGAAGUAUAUGAAUAUUGUAGAUACUCCUGGGACCAACGCUAUUGAACAAGCACAUGAAAUACUAACCAAAGAAUUUGUUCCUAGAGCAGAUCUUAUUUUAUUUACAACUUCUGCAGAUAGACCUUUUAGUGAGAGUGAAAGAAGAUUCUUGGAAGAAAUACGUAAUUGGGGAAAGAAGGUCAUCAUCGUGCUCAACAAAAUUGACCUUUUAAUGGAUAGUGAUCAGCCAAACAAAGACUCUGUUCAAGCAGUGGUGCAUUAUGUAAGAGAUCAUGCAAGAAUAUGGGUUGGAAGUGAUCCACAAAUAUUUCCUGUAAGUUCUCGACUCGCAUUAUUAGCAAAAGAACGUUUACAUCCCACUACUACUACUACUACUAGCAGUAGUCGUAAUCAUAUGGAUUCGAAUACUAUGUUGGAAGCCAAUCACCUAUUGGAAGCGAGUCGAUUUCCUAGUUUAGAAGCCUUUAUCACCAAAACAUUGGAUGACCGGGAACGUUGGAAGAUCAAGUUGGAAACUCCACUUGCUUUGGCACAAUCGAUGCAAAAGACUUAUCAGACUUUGAUCAAAAGUAGAAAAGAUAUUUUGGAAAAAGACUUGUUGUGCAUUUCAGAUAUUCAAGAAUCGUUACAGAUGUAUCGAGAAGACUUUAAUCGCGAGUCUCAAUCCCAAUUGGUUCGAAUAGAUAAUAUUAUAUUACGUUUGCAACAACGAGCUAGUCAGUUUUUUUAUGAGCGCAUUCAAUUGAGAUAUAGUAUUCCUUUAUUGCGAAAUAAUCAGAGUUUGUCACCUGAAUUGGAAAGUGUAUUGGGUAAUACGGCGGUAGAGUUGGAACAGGAAGUGUUAGCAAUGGUUGGUUGGUUACAAGAAAAGAAUCGAAGACAUUGGAAAGAAAUAUCUCGAUUAUAUGAUCAUCGGUUGAAUUGUCGACAGAGAGAGUUGGAACCAACACAUUCAUCAUCCGAGUCUGGAAGUUGGAAUGGUCAUUGGGUGAGUGCGUUGCAAGAUCUUUCAUUGAAUUGGAUAUCGAAGGAAAUGGAUGACUGGGAUAUGGAUGCUGAGUCUAAACGUCAAAUGACAUUGACUGAGUUGAAACGCGCUUCGACAGAUUUAUGGCAUGAAAAGUUUUCAUCGCAAGAAGAAGCACAACGUUUGGUUUUACAUGUUCGCAAGUCAUUAUUGACGAUGUUUAGUGCUCAAGCUGGUGCAUUAGGGUUAUUAGGAACACUUUCUAUUUUAUCCACUUUGGACAUUUCUGGUAUCAUUUUCACUUGUGCAUUAGCUAUUGCAAGUACAGGAGUGUUUCCUUAUAGGAAAAAACAAUUUUUACGAACUUUUCACUCAAAGAUGGAUCAGUUUCGUCAUGCUUUGAGAGAAGAGAUUGAGAAAGAAUUGCGCCAUCAGUUGGAUCAACAUAUUGUUACGAUAGAGAAUGCAAUGGCACCUUUUUCACGUUUUAUUCGUUCUCGCAAAGCAAUGGUACUAGAAGAAGAACAGCAGUUGAGUCACAUUGCAUCUCAAAUAAGUAUGAUGAGAGAUUUGAUAUCCAAUCGAUUUGAAAGUGAGCCAAGUACACCAACUUUACAAGAGUCAAAGUCGCCUUUAUCCCAUCCAUCUUCGAGUGGUUUUUCAUCUGAUCAUUCGUUGACACAAGAAACCAAACCUUGAGAUAGUCAUGAAUAAUAAGAUACUCUCUAUAUAUAUAUAUAUAUACCAUAAUAAAUCAAUUGGAUAUACA
Molecule: messenger RNA, 2328 nt
Organism: Galdieria sulphuraria
Lineage: Eukaryota; Rhodophyta; Bangiophyceae; Galdieriales; Galdieriaceae
Product: dynamin family protein
Exons: 2
Coding region: 21-2258 (745 amino acids)
Molecular function (GO): GTP binding
Source: RefSeq, a predicted model, not a curated record